UCGAGAACUAUUAGAUGUUUUUUUAUUGCUAUUUGUUUAAUGUAAAUUUUCAGAUUUAUUGGACAAUAUCAUAAAUUAGCUUUAUUUAACGUCAAUAUUUUACAACGUGCCACUUCCUGUUUGAGACAAAGAGUGGUUUCGCUUUUAGUUUUCGAGUCGCAAAGUUAACGUUUGGUAUACUUAUUUAAGUUAUUAUGCAAAAGAAGCUAUGUAUCUUAUUUUAACUUUCAGUACCCUUUAAAGUCGUUGAAUUGCAAUUUUAUAAUCAAAUGAAACUUGAAAUUGCAAGACCUAGGCCUAAUUCAUAUUCCAUGUAAUAAAUAACAACAAUUCAUAUAUCUGUAUAAUAGGAGUUGUAAAUUUUUUAAUGUAUCACUAUCUCCAGCCGAACAAGCUGGCUGUUGUUUUUUUUAAGUUGUAGACCUAACGAGCAAUGUUAGGGUUAAGCAACUUGGGCGUGACUGAAUUUAUCAAUCUUUAGACUUUAGCCUUAGCUUAGGACUGUGCGAGGUAAAUUCUAAAUUAUAAAUACUACAUUAAAGUAGAAAUAAAAUGGAAUUCCCAAGGGUAUUCAAAUGGAUUUUAUUUGUGAUACUGGUAGUGUUAUGUAGCACUUGUUUGCUUGAUGCUAUUUGUUUGAAUGGAAUACAACUAGAAGUCAACGAAAACAAAAGCUAUGUACCUGACCAAAUGUAUGAAAUUGAGAACGAACUAAAUCGAGGAUUUGCAGAUUUAAGUUUGACGAGUUCUGGCAUUUCAAACAAGCCAGAACAUCAUCUCAUCAAACGUGAGAGAAAAUUAGAUUAUAGUAGUACUACCAUUAAUAUUAAAGAAAACAGCACAAAUCAGGUACCUAAUAAUAAUAAUAGUACUAAUAGUAGUUUAAGUAAAUCAACAAUUACACAAUCUGCCACAAAGUCUGAAAAUUUUGUCAGAUUGUCUAGUGCUAAGGGUCAGAAUGAGUUGAAAGAAUUGAGGACUGAAGAAGAGCAAGAGUUGACUUUUGUUACAGAUAUCACUGUUAAUUAUAUUGCAAAGACAACUAGCAAAGGUAUUUCUGAUGACUCAUUGGAAACAAAAAAUGCAUCUAAGAAUUCCUAUUUUGAGACAUUUUUACAUUUCCAAGAUUCCUAUGGAGCAUUGACUCGAACUAUGUAUGUAGUUGUAGCCGGGAUGAUGAUUGUGAUACUAUAUUUUGUUAUAAGAAUGGUGAGGUCACGUCGAAAAAGGAACAAGUCAAGAAAAUAUGGUCUUAUCACUACACCUGGGUCAGAGCUUGAAAUGCAGCCACUAGAUAAAAGUGAUGAUGAUGAUGAUGAAGAUACAGUUUUAUUUGAGGCACAACAUCAUAAAACUGUUCACAGUUAAGGUUAUAUUUCUGUGGAAAUAACAUUGCAAAAAUGUGGAAAAGAAUCAUCUUCUUUUGGAAGCUCUAAAGAAGCAUCCACUUGGGUUAUGCUCAAGCAAUUUUGCCUUAGAAAUUGUCAUUUUACAUUUCUGUAUGCCUUUGACUAAAAUGCCAUGUUUCGUAGCAGUAGCUUGUUUGGUUAUAUAUUUCACUUUAUUUUUCCACAUUACUACCAUAUACUGUGUGUUUAUUAUAAAAGUAAAAUGUUAAGACACUUGAGUAUUGCUUUGAUAUUUUUCAUUAUUCACUUUUUACAGAUCCUAUUCAUUGUAAACAAAAAAGGCUUAGAAUCAAAGAGUAACAGCAAAUAAUCUGAAAACAUGUACUUUUCAUGAAAGACAGUUUAGGUGUGACAAGUUAUGAGGAACGUAAUAGCAGUAAAACUUCUUUUACUAGUCAAAAAAUGGGUUAUUGUGUUAUUUCACUACAACAUUCCAGGGUCUUGGCUUUUGAAGUGUUUCUUUUGUGUUAUAUUACUGUUGAAUUAUUUCAUAGUAUAUGUAACUCUUUCUUAAAUGUGCACCAAUGUCUUGUAAACAAUAGUUGCAAUUGUAAAAGUAUACACAGUUCCAAAGAAAUAAACAGAAUAAACUGACUUUAAUCAGACAACAAAGUUCACACUUAACAAAAGAUGAGUUGUAUUUUGGGCAACAGAAGAGUUUGUUUCAGUUUGUGAAAAGAACUAGCUUUCAACAGAUGACAAAAGUUAAUUUUAAGCAACUGAAAAUUUAAACUUACCAGAUUUUAGUUUGGUUUGGUCAAUAGUAAGAUGAGUUUAUAUUAAAGUUAUAUAUAUAUAUGUGUGUGUGUGUGUCGAAAUAAGAGUUUAACAAGAUUUUAGAAAUGUAGUCAAAAGUUUCCUUUUUUAUAUGUGUGAGAAUAUGUUGUACAUCGCUCAUUAUAAAUAAAACUUAAUGUAAUUUUUACUUGAGCAGAACCAAAUUUAAUAUUAUAUUAUGAGUUUUGAAUAAUUUUUUUUGUUAUCCACAGAUAUUUGCUAUUUCAAACAAAGUAAUUUUGUUGAAUACCAUACCUUCAUCAAAGUUUCAUGACUUAAGGCAUUUAUCAAAAAUAAUUUUGUAUGGAACAGGUUUCAGAAACUGUUUUUUGGAUACAUUUGAUGAAGAAAAUUUGUGACCAUUGAUUAAUGUAAAAAACUGCUUUCUUACCCCAGGCAUGAUUAUCUGCUUCCUUUUAUGAUAAUUAAGUGAUACAGUAUUCAGCCUACUCCUUAACAGGCUGACAUCUCAGUCAAGUGUAUAUAAGCAUGACAAAUUCCAAUGAAAAGUCAUAUGUACAGGAGGUUAAAUCUGUUUAAAAAUUUAUGUUGACUUUCAGGUUUAUGCUUUUCAUUUUCAUGUAUACUUUACAUCUGGCUAUAUCUUAAGAGAAGUUGUUAUUUGCAGUAAUGUUUUUCCAUGUUUGUGCAAAAUAAACUGCUUUGUGGAUUAUUAAUUGACAGAAAUUGAACAUAAAGUAGUGUUUAAUUAUGUGCUAAAAAUGAUAAAGUAAUUUGUGACCCAAGUUACUAUUCUUCAGUUUAUUGAAUUUUAUUGUACUGUUGUCAUCAUUACAGAUUUUUUGUUUAAAAGUUAAUAACUAUGUGUGAAGCGCAACAGUUAUUUCAUAUGUCAAAAGAUGUGCUUGUCAUGUAUGUGGUUUUCUGUGAUCUGAUUGUUUUGUUCGGUAA
This is a messenger RNA of Limulus polyphemus (Atlantic horseshoe crab), 3098 nucleotides long. RefSeq lists its product as uncharacterized. Lineage: Eukaryota; Metazoa; Arthropoda; Merostomata; Xiphosura; Limulidae. The transcript is spliced from 3 exons. The record is from RefSeq and is a predicted model, not a curated record. The coding region runs from base 553 to 1368 and encodes 271 amino acids.